Mytilinidion resinicola is the source of this 995-nucleotide messenger RNA. RefSeq names its product meiotic nuclear division protein 1. The transcript is spliced from 3 exons. Gene Ontology annotation, molecular function: double-stranded DNA binding. Gene Ontology annotation, biological process: reciprocal meiotic recombination. The record is from RefSeq and is a predicted model, not a curated record. Bases 199 to 861 code for a protein of 220 amino acids. Lineage: Eukaryota; Fungi; Ascomycota; Dothideomycetes; Mytilinidiales; Mytilinidiaceae.
CGCUGGAUACUCAGGAUGAUAUCGUCGGCUGCAAUUGCAUCUGCGUCAGUCCAUCAGUAAUACACCGACGUUGUGUCGACACGUUGCUGUGGUUUGCCGACUUUUGGGGGGAACCUUUCGUCGGCUCCGGCCCGUGAUGAAGCCUAAACCAACGUUCCGUCAACAACGCUGUCCAACAACCCUCGAACUAAGUUCGCUAUGGCCCCAAAAGCAAGCCCUCCGGCGGCAAAGCAGGCCCUCAUCCUCGCCUGGUUCCAAAGAUCUGGCGUCGCCCACAGCAUCAAAGACCUUGAGAAGGCCCUCCCCUCAGUCGCGUCCAUCAAUGGUAUGCAAGUCAAAGACUACCUCCAAGCCCUCUCAGACGACUCCAAGAUUCGCGUGGAGAAGAUCGGCAGCGGGAAUUGGUACUGGAGCUUCCCGAGCGAGGAAAAGAAAACAAAGGAGAGCGUCCUCGCCAAAGCUCAGGAGGAGCGUGACAAGGCUGUUGCCAUGGUCUCGGAGCUUCAGCUGAAAGUUGAUGAGGCUGGUGCAGCCCGGGCCGAGGACGACGACAUGCUUUUAGGCCCAGGACAGGAUAGGAAGUCUCUCACGUCUAGGCAUGCGGACCUGCUGAGGGAACUUGACGGGCUACGACAAGAGCUGGCUGGCUACAGUGACAGCGACCCGGCAGAGGUCGACAAAAAGAGACAAGAAACGGAACAGUACAAGCAGGAGGUAGAGAAGUGGACAGAUCAAAUUCAAAGCAUGGAAGGCUGGUUCAAGGAGCAGACUGGUGGCGAUAAGGACGCAAUGGGCGUCCUCACGAGGGGUUGGUACGGAGACGAGUUCGACGAAGAGGAUCAGUGCUUGCGGGAGCUCUAGCACUCUACCAUAUGCUUAGAUACCAACGAGGGGCAGCUGCAUGGGAUAUGGUGAGACUUAGAAGGUUCAUGGAGCAUGAGCAUCAGAAAUGCAUAUCACAUGCCAACGUAGCUAAACUAGAUCAGCCAGAACUA